Molecule: messenger RNA, 399 nt
Organism: Gastrolobium bilobum
Lineage: Eukaryota; Viridiplantae; Streptophyta; Magnoliopsida; Fabales; Fabaceae
Exons: 1
Coding region: 1-399 (132 amino acids)
Source: RefSeq, a predicted model, not a curated record
AUGGCCUCUGUUUGCAUAACUAACUGCGUCAAUGAUACAUGUCUUCCCGUUCGGCCAACCUAUGUAAACAUGUACAAGUGGCCAGAAUCCGAUGUAGAAUUUGUGAAGACAGUAAACUCUAACAAUCACCCAAGUGGAGUUGACAGCCUCUACUGCAGGCAAAUGUACUUGAGGAGCUACAAAUUCUCAAGGAAGGAAAUGGGUGUCACUGAGAAGACCAUGAAGUGUUUGAGCAGACUUAAAGAGAGUGUGGUUUGCGCCAGAAAUAGAUUAAAUCUCAAGUAUGAGUAUAAGACUCUCGGGAGGGCCAAAGAUGUUACUCAUGCUGCCUUCUUCACAAUCUUUCACAAGCUGCUAUUGUGCUCUGCCAAGGUUGAUGUGGCUCAUCAUGAUUUCUAA